UUUCCGGAUCCGACCAUGAAGUUCACCAAUACCAUCGCGUUCCUCCUUGCUGGAGCGACCACCGUCUUCGCGUCGCCCACUGCCUUCCCCACCGAUGACUUUGACUUGGAAGCUCGUACGGACCACAGCCAGGCCAUUGAGGCCAUUCUCACGCCCAGAACGGCCGAGGCGGCACCCCUGGCCAAGGGCUAUGCUCUUGCUACUCCUCCGGGCAUCCCGUCGGCGUCGGCGGCGCGUACCCUCCUCAACGGGUUGACUGUGGGGUCGCCUGGCUCCAUGACCGGAUACAGCCGAGACCUGUUCAGACACUGGAUCAUCAUACAGGGUAACUGCGACGCUCGGGAGAUGGUGCUACGACGCGACGGAACUGGCGUCAACGUCAACAACGCCUGCCAGCCGACGUCGGGCUCGUGGUAUAGCCCGUAUGACGGGGUGACGGUGACGGUGUCGUCGUCGGUCGACAUUGACCACAUGAUCCCUCUGGCCAAUGCUUGGAUUUCUGGUGCCUCGGGGUGGUCAGCGAGCCGACGCCAGGCAUUCGCCAACGACCUGUCAAUCCCCCAGCUGUGGGCAGUCACGGCGAGUUCCAACCGGUCCAAGGGCGACAGGAGCCCGGAUCAGUGGUCGCCUCCGCGGGCGGCGUUCCGUUGCACGUACGCGCGUAGCUGGAUCCAAGUCAAGAGCUCCUACAACCUCCGGAUCACGAGCGCGGAAAAGACUGCGUUGACCAGCAUGCUCAACACUUGCUGAGUGAAGCAUGAGAAGAGGGACUGAACUUUUCUCGGUGAAUGGUUUGGGACGGGAGGAGUGAGUCCUGAGGAUCAAGGGUCGGGUGUCUCGUUUGGAAUUCUGUCAUUUUCUGUUUUUUUUCGCUUGUUGGUUUCUCAAUCCUUUGUAAGCAAAGUUGUAUGUUUGUCAUUUCUGUCGGAUAGUGCAUAGACGACUAACUGUGAACGAC
Messenger RNA from Sodiomyces alkalinus F11, 958 nucleotides. Its product is annotated as secreted protein. The coding region runs from base 16 to 750 and encodes 244 amino acids. NCBI's taxonomy places the organism in Eukaryota, Fungi, Ascomycota, Sordariomycetes, Glomerellales, Plectosphaerellaceae. The record is from RefSeq and is a predicted model, not a curated record. The transcript has 4 exons.